CACGAGUCCCAGGUCAGGUACACAGAUUUAGUUUUGCCUUUACUAAUAUGGCCGCCUGUGAGAUUGUUUGACCUCACUCCCAGCAUGCGCAGUGUUGAGCCGCCGUCUUCCUUCCUACCGGCAGAAGCGGGAAUCUACAAAACAGCAGAAGUGUGCAUUGCAGAACGGAAUAAGCAGCAGUUAUCAUCAGGUUAUGAGGAAGACCUGAAGUCAGCUGACAGAACUACUAUGAUAAAUGGCAGUGGAAGCGGAGCUCACAUUGAGUUCAAGGGCAGCAACAAGCCCUCAAUGUGCUUUGGUCAGUCCCAGUAUACAGCAGAGGAGUACCAGGCAGUUCAGAAUGCACUGAGGCAGAAACUAGGGCCUGAAUUCAUCAGCUCCCGCCAAGCUGGAGGGGGACAGAAGGUUUGUUACAUUGAAGGACACAAAGUCAUCGGGCUGGCCAAUGAGAUGUUUGGCUAUAACGGCUGGUCCCAUUCCAUCACACAGCAGAAUGUUGACUUUGUGGAUCUUAUCAAUGGCAGAUUCCACGUCGGGGUCAGUGCUUUUGUGAAAGUUCAGCUGAAGGAUGGCUCGUUCCAUGAAGAUGUGGGGUACGGCGUGAGCGAGGGUCUGAAAUCCAAAGCCCUGUCCCUGGAGAAGGCCAGGAAGGAGGCCGUCACCGACGGACUCAAGAGAUCACUCAAGUGCUUUGGAAAUGCUCUUGGAAACUGCAUCCUGAACAAAGAAUAUCUCAUGGCUAUCAAUAAGAUUCCCAAACAGCCCCCAGCCCCUCUCGACCCCUCUGAGACGAAGCGCUCGGACGGCGAGCCCCUUGUGGAGAGGGCCCGGUACAGCAGCCUGCUCCAGGCAGAGAGCCGGAACUGCACUGGAGCCGUGACGGGUCAGACAACUCCCCAGAACCAACACAGAGCCCCCCCUGCGGAGGAGAGCAGAGGAGGGGUGCCCCCGCACUCCCACCCCCAGCCCAGAGCACUGGAGCCAAGGGGGAGCAGUGAGAACAACCAGCCCAGCCUCAGCAGGACUGUCAAUCUUGUGGAUGUCUCAGGCUCCGUAGGUCCGGAGGCAGACCCCAGGUACCAGAGAAAGCUGAGGCAGCAGCAACUGCAGCAGAAGUUCCGGGAGCAAAUGGCAGCAAAGAAACAGCAGGAGGAGCAGCAACAGAGAGCUCAGCAAGAACCCACAGCGCCCCCUUCUGAGCAGAGGCCAGGCAGCCACCGGCAGACAGUUAACCACAGCACCCCCGUCGGGGGCAGAGAUGAGGCUUUAGGGGACCAGUAUCUAGCAGAUGACCCUCAGAUGUGGGAUUUCCCCAUAGACAGCAGUGACAUUGUAGAUCUGCCCGCUGCCCCCACAACCCCCCUGGGCAGUCACCAGAUGAUGACCCGGAGCAAGACCCCCCAACGACAGCAAUUCCUGAGACCCCCUGUGAGACCCGGCCACUGCCAGCCCGGCUACAGCCAUGGAACCAGCGAGCACAGGCUUCUGCAGCAGCCAGCCAGUGACCAGAGAACAGUAGAACAUGGCAGCCCGUACAGACAAGGACAGCAUAUGAAAAAACGGAAACUGGAAACGACCUGAGUGAUUCAGAGCUGCAGCAGGCAAGGACGUUCGGAGGCAAGGUUAUGUCUAUUUACAUAACUACACUUUGUUACAGGCCAGCGUUUGAAUUUAUUGAUUGUGGUGAAGUUUCUGUUCUGCAUUAUGCAUCUUGUUGAAUGUUACUUUGCUUCGCAGCACCCCCUGCUGGUGUAGUUGUUGAAAUUAUUCAGGAGGAGCCAAGAACUGGAGUUAACCAGAAAGAGGGUAAGCAGGUGCCGGUCCUGAAGCACAUUGUACUGAAGGUUUUGAUAAAUAAAGUGCUUUACUUUGUUCCGUUUUAAUAGGUUGUUCAGCCCUACUAUGACCAUGGCUUUUUGAAGUCCAAGUAAUAAAUGCCACUGGUCUAAGCUUAUAUAACAAUGACAGUAAUCAUUUAAUUGCUUUAAAUCCUUACCCAGAACAAGGUGUUUGGUGCUUCCUUGCAAUAAUUUUAAACCAAUCAAAAGUCUUAGCAGUGGGAUAGGGUAGUUUUAUUGGUCAAGACUAUUAAAUUCCACCCUCAUAUCACAUGCACACUGGCACCACCUCAGAAUCGGUCAAAGACACCAGUGACUCCCCUUAUAGAGACAGGCUCAGUGACACUAAUGUUGGCUGAUGGUGCGUUUCACCUUUAUAGUAAACCUCUCUGGGAUUUGAAUACUCGCUUGGUAGAAGUGCUCCCAUUGUACUCAAAUUGUAAUGUUUUUUCCUCUGUUGUGAAUUGUAUUGUGUGCUCUUUGUUAAUAAUGUGUGUAUGAUUUAACAAUUAAAGAUUAAUUCAUUUUUUUCGAUUGA
Messenger RNA from Acipenser ruthenus (sterlet), 2376 nucleotides. RefSeq names its product RAD52 homolog, DNA repair protein (gene rad52). Gene Ontology annotation, biological process: double-strand break repair via homologous recombination; DNA recombinase assembly; double-strand break repair via single-strand annealing. Gene Ontology annotation, cellular component: nucleus. The coding region runs from base 85 to 1581 and encodes 498 amino acids. The record is from RefSeq and is a predicted model, not a curated record. The transcript has 12 exons. Lineage: Eukaryota; Metazoa; Chordata; Actinopteri; Acipenseriformes; Acipenseridae.